Lobosporangium transversale is the source of this 2355-nucleotide messenger RNA. RefSeq lists its product as hypothetical. The transcript has 4 exons. The record is from RefSeq and is a predicted model, not a curated record. NCBI's taxonomy places the organism in Eukaryota, Fungi, Mortierellomycota, Mortierellomycetes, Mortierellales, Mortierellaceae. Bases 36 to 2159 code for a protein of 707 amino acids.
UUUUAUUCUCUUAAUCAUCUUACAUCUCUCACAUAAUGACUAAUACCACUGAACCAACUGCUACUGUCCCUGUCGAGCAAGUCAAGCCUGCUGCUGAUACAGAUGUUACUGCCAUCACUCAGGAUCAGGAGGCUGAGGCUCUGGCUGCUGCUGCCAAGAAGGCUGCUGAGGAGGAAGCGGCCCGUUUAGCAGCUGAAGAAAAGACUGCGGAAGAGAAGCGCAUUGCUGAGAAGAAGGCUGCUGAGGAGGCUGCUCGCAAGGCCGCAGAGGAGAAAGCUGCAGAGGAAGAAGCUGCCCGUAAGGCUGCAGAGGAGGAGGCCGCUCGCAAGGCUGCUGAGGAAGAGGCUGCCCGUAAGGCUGCUGAGGAAGAGGCUGCUCGCAAGGCUGCAGAGGAAGAGGCCGCUCGCAAAGCCGCUGAGGAAGAGGCCGCUCGCAAAGCCGCUGAGGAAGAGGCCGCUCGCAAAGCCGCUGAGGAAGAGGCUGCCCCCGCUGAGGAGGCUGCUCACAAGGCCGCUGAAGAAGAAGCUGCUCGCAAGGCUGCUGAGGAGGAGAUUGCCCGUAAGGCUGCUGAGGAGGAAGCUGCUUACAAGGCUGCUGAGGAGGAAGCUGCUCGCAAGGCUGCUGAGGAGGAAGCUGCUCGCAAGGCUGCAGAGGAAGAAGCUGCUCGCAAAGCCGCUGAGGAGGCUGCUCACAAGGCCGCUGAAGAAGAAGCUGCUCGCAAGGCUGCUGAGGAGGAGAUUGCCCGUAAGGCUGCAGAGGAGGAAGCUGCCCGCAAGGCUGCUGAGGAAGAGGCUGCCCGCAAGGCUGCUGAGGAAGAGGCUGCCCGCAAGGCUGCCGAGGAGGAAGCUGCUCGCAAGGCUGCAGAGGAAGAAGCUGCUCGCAAGGCUGCAGAGGAAGAAGCUGCUCGCAAGGCUGCAGAGGAGGAAGCUGCUCGCAAGGCUGCUGAGGAGGAGAUUGCCCGUAAGGCUGCAGAGGAAGAAGCUGUUCGUAAGGCUGUUGAGGAGGCUGCUCGCAAGGCUGUUGAGGAGGAAGCUCGUAAGACUGCUGAGGAAGAGGCUGCCCGUAAGGCUGCUGAGGAAGAGGCUGCUCGUAAGGCUGCUGAGGAAGAGGCUGCUCGUAAGGCUGCUGAAGAGGCCGCUCGCAAGGUUGAAGAGGAGGAAGCUGCUCGCAAGGUUGAAGAGGAGGAAGCUGCUCGCAAAGCCACUGAGGAGGCUGCUCACAAGGCCGCUGAAGAAGAAGCUGCUCGCAAGGCUGUUGAGGAAGAAGCUACCCGGAAGGCUGCAGAGGGAGAAGCUGUCCGUAAGGCUGCAGAGGAGGAAGCUGCUCAUAAGGCUGCAGAGGAAGAAGCUGCUCGCAAGGCUGCGGAGGAGGAGGCUGCCCGUAAGGCUAUUGAAGAAAAGGCCGCCGAGGAGAAGCGCCUUGCUGAUGAGGAAAAGCGUGCUGCUGAAAAUAAGGCUGCUGAAUUAAAGGCUGCUGAAGAGGAAGCAAUUCGUAAGGCUGAGGAAGCUCGUCUUGAGGCCGAGACCAAGAAGGCUGCAGAGGAGGAAGCCGCACGUAUUGCUUCGGAAGCUAAAGCUGCCGAGGAGACGGCUGCCGAGAAGAAACGUCUUGCUGAAGAAGAGGCAAAAGCCGCAGAAGGGAAGGCAGCUGCCGAAGAAGCCGUGCGUAUCGCUGAAGAAGCCAAGGCCGCAGAGGAGAAGGCUAUUGAGGAGAGAUGCAUUGCUGAAGAGGAAACCGCUCGUAAGGCUGCAGAAACCAAGGCUGCGGAGGAAAAGGCUGCUGUGGAGGCCGUGGCCGAGAAGCAGGCUGCAGCCGAUCUGCGUCAUGCUGAAGAGGAGGUUGCUCGCAUUGAAGCCGAAGUUAGGAAGGUUGAGGAGAAGGAGGAAAAGACUGUCACAAGCGCAGAGGACGUUACCACAACUGAGCAAGCAUCAUCUUCUACUCCCGAUGUUACUGACAACAAGAACGAUGUUCCAGAGGUCACAGUCAUCCCAAGCUUGAAGCCUACUGAGGAGAUCAAGACAGAGCCUGUUGUUGCAGCAGUAGCAUCAGUACCCACGGCCGCUUCCGCCGCCGUAACAGCCAACGGCAAGAAGGAAAAGAAGGAAAAGAAGGAAAAGAAGGAGAAGAAGGAGAAGAAGGCCUGUAUCAUCAUGUAAAUUUUUCCUCCCUCGUUUUUUUAUAUCUUGAUCUACAAUUUUAUAUAUAUUCGUAUAGUAUUAUUCCUGUUAUCUAAUGUCAUUCUUGAACGCGUUAUGGACAUCAUGUUGACCAUGAUGGCCUAGCAAAAAGCACCCUAUCAUACCCUUAAAGCAGAAAAAAAAAGGAACGCUGGCUUCUUUCUUUUUGUCCAAC